CGAAUUCUUCGUCUAGGACUGUAUCACACCCAAAGUUUACCGUUUUCACCAUGAUGAAGCUUGCUCUCCUAGCCUCUAUUGCUGCUGGCGCCGCCGCAUUUGCUCCGUCUCAGGGUCAGUCUGCCCGCGCUUCGGUUGCCACGAACAUGGCCUUCGAAAACGAAGCCGGUGUCACCGCUCCUCUGGGUUUUUACGAUCCCCUCGGAUUGGUUUCGGACGGCGACGAGGCUAAGUUCAAGCGUCUCCGUUUUGUAGAACUCAAGCACGGACGCAUUUCAAUGCUUGCUGUUGUAGGGUACAUUGCCACCGCGACCGGAAACCGUCUGCCGGGAACCAUUGAUUUCGCUGGUACCAAGUUCUCCGACAUUCCGGCCGGAUUCGGUUCUUUGGCCAACAUCCCCGCCGCUGGCCUCUGCCAGAUUCUCUUCUUCAUUGGACUUUUGGAGACUUCCUUCAUGCGUGACUGGGUUGGUGGAGAGUCGGUGGGUGACUUCCGCAACAAGUACAUCGACUUUGGCUGGGACUCCUUCUCGGAUGAAGAAAAGGCACGUCAGUACAAUGUUGAGCUUAAUCAGGGCCGUGCUGCACAGAUGGGAAUUCUUGCCCUCAUGGUGCAUGAGCAACUCGGCAACGUGGACGAUAUCUUACCGUUCAAGCUUAUCUAAAGUUGCUACCACGAGUAGUUUGUAAAAGUGGUUAGAACUCCUAUAACCAUUCCGACACUCGUGCUUUUAUAGAUAAGAGUAGGCAUUUGUAGAAGAUC
Molecule: messenger RNA, 763 nt
Organism: Phaeodactylum tricornutum CCAP 1055/1
Lineage: Eukaryota; Bacillariophyta; Bacillariophyceae; Surirellales; Neidiaceae
Gene: Lhcf7
Product: protein fucoxanthin chlorophyll a/c protein
Exons: 1
Coding region: 51-665 (204 amino acids)
Biological process (GO): response to light stimulus; photosynthesis, light harvesting in photosystem I
Cellular component (GO): membrane
Source: RefSeq, a predicted model, not a curated record